UGUACAGUCUUCCCGGCAUCUUUAGUGUCCACAGACUCUUGGUCAUCCCCUGUACUGCCUGCAGUCUCUGGUCAUCCCCUGUACUGUCUGCAGUCUCUUGGUCAUCCCCUGUUCUGUCUGCAGUCUCUUGGUCAUCCCCUGUACUGUCUGCAGUCUCUGGUCAUCCCAUGUACUGUCUGCAGUCUCUUGGUCAUCUCCUGUACUGUCUACAGUCUCUGGUCAUCCCCUGUGCUGUCUGCAGUCUCUGGUCAUCCCCUGUACUGUCCGCAGUCUCUGGUCAUAUCCUGUACUAUGUCCACAGUCUCUGGUCAUAUCCUGUACUGUGUCUGCAGUCUCUGGUCAUCUCCUGUACUGUGUCCGCAGUCUCUGGUCAUCUCCUGUACUGUGUCCGCAGUCUCUGGUCAUUUCCUGUACUGUGUCCGCAGUCUCUGGUCAUCUCCUGUACUGUGUCCGCAGUCUCUGGUCAUCUCCUGUACUGUGUCCGCAGUCUCUGGUCAUAUCCUGUACUACGUCUGCAGUCUCUGGUCAUCCCUUGUACUAUGUCCACCGUCUCUGGUCAUCUCCUGUACUGUGUCUGCAGUGCAUUGG
This is a messenger RNA of Staurois parvus, 588 nucleotides long. The record is from the annotation of a GenBank genome assembly. Lineage: Eukaryota; Metazoa; Chordata; Amphibia; Anura; Ranidae.